AUGCGGCCGAUGGAGCUACCACCCCACGCCGCCGUCCUCCGCCGCACUGCAAUUUGGCCGAUCCUCCUCUUCGCAGUAGCUCUAUCCUGCAUCUUCCUUUACAGAGCCGCCGACUUAAUGCCCUUCCGUCUCCCACGCGACCCUCACGUGUUCCCCAUCCUCACUGACGACGAUUCCUUCCCCUCGGAGGACCGUAGCCUCGAGAGAGUCCUUCAGGACGCCGCGAUGCCGGAUAAAUCGGUUAUACUGACGACCCUGAACGAGGCCUGGGCGAGCCCGAACUCCAUCCUCGAUCUCUUCCUUGAGAGCUUCAGAAUCGGUGAGCGAACUCGCCGUCUUCUGAACCAUUUGGUCAUCGUCGCGUUAGAUCGGAAGGCGUUCGUCCGUUGCCGGGCCGUACACUCCCAUUGCUUUGCCCUCGUCACCCCCGGGGCCGAUUUCUCGCGCGAGGCCUAUUUCAUGACGCCGGACUACCUGAACAUGAUGUGGCGGAGGAUCGAUUCCCUCCGAUCCGUCCUCGAGAUGGGGUACAGCUUCGUCUUCACCGACGCUGACGUCAUGUGGUUCCGGGACCCGUUCCCGGAAUUUCACCCGGACGCCGAUUUCCAGAUAGCGUGCGAUCACUUCUCGGGCUCAGCCGAAGAUGUAGUGAACAAUGUACCCAACGGAGGGUUUAAGUUUGUUAGGUCAAAUAGCCGAUCUGUAGAGUUUUACAAGUUUUGGUACGCUUCACACAGCACGUACCCAGGGCUGCACGAUCAGGAUGUUCUCAAGAGGAUUAAGAAUGACUCAUUUGUGAGGGACAUUGGGUUGAAGAUGAGGUUCUUGGAUACUGCCCUUUUUGGUGGUUUUUGUGAGCCAAGCCAGGAGCUCGACCGAGUUUGCACCAUGCACGCGAAUUGUUGUUUUGGGAUGGAUAACAAACUUCAUGACCUGAGGAUCUUGAUUGAGGACUGGAAGAGAUAUUUGUCCCUUCCCCCGAGAUUGAAACCUUUUGAGUCGUCUUGGAGAGUCCCGCAAAAUUGCAGUCUUGAUUCUCUACGCACGGAUGUACAUAACGCAGAUGAGGAUGAGACUCGUGUAGGCACGGCAGGUUUACCUGAUAGAUUGGGGGAGGAGUUGACUUUUUCUUAGGAUAGGACGUCUCUGAAAAGCCGAAGGAUCUAAACAUGCCCAGAAAUCUGCCGGCUAUAUGCAUGGCGCAUAAAAGAAGUCCAAAUCGUGGAUUGAGUGCGAAACUUCCAAUGUGAGUCACUUGCCAAGGAGUUGAGCAUUAAAGGGGAAAUGCGUGAUAUGCUGACGAGCAGCUCAUGAGAAAGAUCAAGAAUCAGGCGUUAGCUGGCAGUGGUUGAAGAGAGGCUCGAUUUGUGCUGAGCCAGGAGACUGUUCUGGAAAUUGAAUCAAAUCUAUCUUGGAAGAAAAUUGGAAAUCAAAUGAGUAACUGUGUAGUUUGGCCGAGAUGCCUAGAAUAUGUGAUUUUGUAGCAGUAAAGUGUUUCUACACAGGUCUAGUUCUGUGGUAUUCUGCUCCAUUUUGUUUUCUAUGUAGUGAAAGCUUUUGAAAGAGAGAUUAAUUUUCAGGAAGUAAAGAUUUUGUUACAUGAAUAGGUUAAAUGCACAUUUUCUAAUAAAGCAGUUCUAAGCCAAUUCAUUCCAUA
Messenger RNA from Striga asiatica, 1657 nucleotides. The record is from the annotation of a GenBank genome assembly. Lineage: Eukaryota; Viridiplantae; Streptophyta; Magnoliopsida; Lamiales; Orobanchaceae.